Diorhabda carinulata is the source of this 2075-nucleotide messenger RNA. Its product is annotated as facilitated trehalose transporter Tret1-like. NCBI's taxonomy places the organism in Eukaryota, Metazoa, Arthropoda, Insecta, Coleoptera, Chrysomelidae. The transcript has 3 exons. Bases 231 to 1625 code for a protein of 464 amino acids. Gene Ontology annotation, cellular component: membrane. Gene Ontology annotation, biological process: transmembrane transport. The record is from RefSeq and is a predicted model, not a curated record. Gene Ontology annotation, molecular function: transmembrane transporter activity.
GUUAGUUAUCUAGAUAUUUCUGUCGAUUCCAUUACGACAAAUUUUAACAACGGAUCUGAUUGAAAUAUUAAAACCUACAGAGUGAAUUUAAUUAUCGUAAACUGAAUUUUUAUAUUUCAUUUCAAUUUACUGGGAUUGUAAAGAACAAGUACGAAAUAAAAUAUUGUUUUAUAAUUUCCAUUGGUUUUUAUUGAAAUAUUAUCUCGAUACGAAUAGGAAUAAAAGUGAACAUGACUGCAAUAACGAUUGCCGAACAAAAUGAAAAUAUAUUUAAAGGAACUUUAUCUCAGUUGCUAGCAGUUUUUGCAGGUACUUUGGUCGCAGUUAGUGACGGUAUGCAUUACGGUUGGACGGCUCCGGUUUUACCUAUCCUACUGAAACCGGAUUCUCCCAUAAAAAUUAACAAAUACGAAGGAGAAUGGUUGGAAACGUCGGUGAUGGUAGGAGCUUUCGUAGGACUUUGGAUAACGAUGUACUUCGUCGAUAGACUCGGAAGGAAAAAAUCUAUAUUGUUAGCUACUUUCGUGGCGGCGUUAGUUUGGGUUGCGAUAGGUCUCCAACUUAGAGUCGAAUACAUAUUUGUGGCGCGGGCGUUCGCCGGAGCAGCUGGAAACAUGGCGUUCGUAGCGACUCCCAUGUAUAUAGCGGAAAUAGCCGAACAUAAGAUACGAGGAUUCUUGAGUAGUUUAAUUUAUUUGAUGAUGCUGUGCGGUAUUAUUUUAGUUUAUACGGUAGUGCCUUUAACGCCUUUUUACGUCCAUUGCGUUAUUGGCGUAUGUUUGACGUGUACUCAACUCAUCAUUUUCCCAUUUAUGCCGGAAAGUCCUUAUUAUUUGAUAUAUAAAGGCGAAUCGGAACGAGCUGGAAACAAUUUGGAAUGGUUUAGAUCUAAAAAAGUCGAUAUUUCUAAAGAAUUGGAAAAUAUCAAAGAUGCGGUGGCUAGACAAAAAACCGAGAAAGGUAAUUUGAAAGAUCUGUUUACGGUACCUAGUAAUAGAAAAGGAUUUUUAAUUAUGACGGCGAUGAAUUUCGCGCAACAUUUCGCCGGAAUCAGUGUACUACUUAUGAAUUUACAUAUUAUCUUGGAAGCGGCCGGAUCAAUUUAUUUGCAACCGAAUUCGGCGGCCGUUUUAUUUUCUAUAAUGAUGGUUUCGUCGGCUUGUACGGCUUCUAUAUGUAUAGAUAAAUACGGGAGAAAAACUUUGUUGAUUUUAUCGUGUAUUUUAACGGCCGUAUGUUUAUUGGUUAUCGCCGUUUAUUUCAAUUUGAAAAAUUGCGGAUUCGAUACUAUACAGAUCAGCUGGAUUCCUACCGUUUGCGUAAUGUUAUACGCUUGCUGUUUCAAAAUAGGUUUAGGAAUGGUUCCGAUUGUUUUGACUGCAGAAUUGUUUUCUACUAAAAUGAAAGCGUACGGUAUGACCUUAGCUGACGGUUGUUAUAUCGUAGCUUCGUUGUUAUCCAUUCUAAUAUAUCAACGUCUCACCGAUUCGCUAGGUAUGGAAUAUCCGUUUUAUUUAUUUUCCAUAAUUUGUUUACUUACCGCCGUUUUUACUCAUUUGUAUAUACCGGAAACUAAAGGCAAAACUUUGGAAGAGAUACAAAUGAUUUUGAAAGGAAAAUUGUGAAAAAUUUCCGCAAUUUCUAUUCAAAGUUUCUUUAUUUUAAUAAACAUUUUGUCUAUUUAAUGAUAUUAAAGAAUAUUACGAAAGAAAAGAAAAAUCGUUUCAUUCGUACGUGAUUUUACGGUACCUUUUUUUACGCUUGGUAACCGAUUCGGAAACUACAUUUUUUUAAGAACGCAAAUUAACGAAAAAAAAACGUGAUUAGAAAUUUCGUCUUCAAUACAAGGGUUGUAGUUAUUUAUAUUUUUUAGUAAACGUUAAAACACGUGUAAAAUUCAAAGUUAUUUGUUUUUGAACAAUAAAUUUAUGUAUUUACAACUUUGGAAGAGAUACAAAUGAUUUUGAAAGGAAAAUUGUGAAAAAUUUCCGCAAUUUCUAUUCAAAGUUUCUUCGUUUUCAUAAACAUUUUGUCUAUUUGAUGAUAUUAAAGAAUAUUACGAAAGAAAAGAAAAA